AUGAGAGUCCUCUCCCUCUUGUCCGCCAUCUGUCUCGUUUCCACUUGCCGAGGCCACAGGAAUUUAUUUGCCAGAAAUAACUACCUGCAGUACCUGCGGUCACAGAACUUCAUGCAGGGAAAACCAAAGUACCAAAAGUUAAACCAAAAUUACUCGGAAGACCUGAACGAGUUUGACAACUAUGAAGAUGACGAAUUGGAUGCGGAAAAUCUGGAGACGACAAGCAAAGAGAGGGUGACAAAGAAGAGUGACACCAACAGUAGGACCAGCAGUAGCACCAACAGUAGGACCAGCAGUAGCACCAACAGUAGCACCAACAGUAGCACCAACAGUAGCACCAACAGUAGCACCAACAGUAGCACCAACAGUAGCACCAACAACAUUCCAAAGGAAUCAACCGUCGACGCUAGAAUAGCAGCUUCUUUUAAGGAUGAGCCAAAUGGCAGUGGAAACAAUUCUUCCCAUGGUCGUGCAAAAUGGAAAGGAAAUAAUAACAUUACCAUUUCGAAUUUAAAAAAUGAAAAACCGGAAAUUGUCGUUAAUUAA
This is a messenger RNA of Plasmodium inui San Antonio 1, 546 nucleotides long. RefSeq lists its product as hypothetical. The transcript is spliced from 2 exons. The coding region runs from base 1 to 546 and encodes 181 amino acids. Lineage: Eukaryota; Apicomplexa; Aconoidasida; Haemosporida; Plasmodiidae. The record is from RefSeq and is a predicted model, not a curated record.